Molecule: messenger RNA, 264 nt
Organism: Phytophthora nicotianae INRA-310
Lineage: Eukaryota; Oomycota; Peronosporomycetes; Peronosporales; Peronosporaceae
Exons: 2
Coding region: 1-264 (87 amino acids)
Source: RefSeq, a predicted model, not a curated record
AUGCGGAGGUUUUUCGAGGCGUUCCCCGAGGUGGUCAUGUUGGCCUCCACGCUUGGGACGUAUUCGUCGAAGUACAAGUUGUUCAGCUUGAUGAUCGAUGAUGUAUUUGGGCAUGGUCAAUACGUGCAGCAUUCGCUGAUACAGAAAGAGAGUCAUGCGUGUAUGCUGGAUGCCAUCGGAGCAUUUAAGAAGAACAAACCCUCUUGGGACCGGAUCCGUGCCAUCAUGAUCGACAAGGAUUUCGGGGAGAUCAGUCUACUCUAG